CAGAGACAGUUAUUCAUUCAGAACACCGGUUCCAAGGCCCCGGAUAUUGAACAUGGAACAGAUGUCAACAAACUGCGUGGGCGAUGCAAACUUAUGAAGAAUUGCCAUAUUUUUAAAGAUUUACGGUGUGACAAUCUACUGCAGAUAAACUGAUAUAGAAUUAAGAUGGCAACAACUACUGAGGAUUCUGCCAACUAUGACAGUUACGAUGAUCAAGAUUAUGAUUCUGAUAGACCAACAGAAAGAUGGGCACCACUUGGUGCUGUCUCCAACCCAGAACCAUCUUCCUCACUCACAGAACACAGUCACCGUAGUGAAUCUGAGGAGUUACAGAGGCUUGAAGAAGAGCAGGAACAGUUGAACUCCUCCCUGCUUGCAUUAACUACACACUUCGCCCAAGUUCAGUUCAGACUCAAACAAAUUGUUAGUGCAGAAAAUGAUGACAAAGAGACAUUAUUGAAAGAGCUGGAAGAGUUUGCAUUUAAGGGGAUUCCUGAUGUGAGGGGGUGUAAAGUUCAAGAUGCACAGAUACUUGAAGAAAUGAGUGAUCGAGAGCAUGAGACAAAGUUGUCAGAACAGCGUGAGAAACAAAGGGAGCUAAUUACACAACUUAAGUCUCAACUUGAAGAUCUUGAGACUUAUGCUUAUGAGACUGGGGAGUCGAAAGAAAUACCUACUAGCAAGCAGAUAGAGAAGCAGAAAGUUGUUUUGGAUCAACUGAGGAACACAUUGGACCUGAAAAUUGAUAAACUUGAUAAACUCAGUACGGAGGAACUGCGACAGGUGGUGGAUCACGCUGUUGGCCAGAUUGUAAAUCCAGCCAGGGUUAAAGAGAAGCUUGUCAGUCAGUUAAAGACACAGAUAACGGACCUGGAAAGAUUUAUUGACUUUUUACAGGGUGAAGCAACAAGUCCGGGACCACUUGGAGAGCAAAGAUGUACAUGCCCAGUUCAUACGUCUAAAAGUAAGACAAGCAAGUUCAGCUUUGAUGAGAAGUCAGUCAGCAAAGACAGGAAAGACAAAAGUGUACAUGAUUCAAGUGAACAGGAGAGUCAUGUGAAGCAACUGAAGCGGACUCUACACAUGUUACAGAUCUUCCUCAUCACACAGUUAGGGUGUGGCAGUCGCAACUUCCAGAAAAAUGCUAUGAAGAAAACAACAAAAGGCAAUCACUGGGGAGAUUUACGAGCGAGGUUAGAAGUUGCAAUAGAUAAAGUUAUGACAGCUGCUAAAUACCAGCCUGUAGAUGAGGAUGAAGAUAGGCAAGAGUUUAACAGUGACUCAGAGGAGAGUCAGGAGAUGAGUAGCCCGUUGUUGACACAGACAGUGAGGAAAGAUCUAGCAAUGGCAAUCAGGGAUCUUAUAGAGCAUGGUCUUAUGGAGCUUAGUCAGAGUUCAACUUUAGUACCAUGGGGCUGUUUUCCUUCAAGAUCAGCUGCUGUCACUAAAGAAAUGCAUGCCUGGGAUCUUUUACUCAAGUAUUAUGAAAUGAAGCAUGGAACAGAGUAUAACCAGUCCCCAGCCAGGAAGUUGUCACAGUCAUUCCACCUGGAGAUCGUGGGCGGGAAACCCAUAACAUCAAAACAGACACUCCUUGGUGCAGUAGAUACAGUCAUCUCGUCACAUACACCUCUCAAAAGAUCAGAAGAUUCCCACUUCAAGGCUUUCAUAUGUUUGGCUCUCAAUGAGAGCAAAUUGACGCAGUGGCUGAAGUUGAUUUUCCGCACACAGACUGUGGUAGACAAUUAUUACCAGGAUUGGAGUUACGUCGCAAGAACAGGGUUUGAUGACGCCAUAAAAUCAUUGGAAAAGUUGAAUACUGUGAAGUUCAGAUUACCUGUAGAUCUGGCUGUGAGACCUUUCAGUAAUAUCAAGGAUGCCUUCUAGAUACAGGCUCACAAAAUACAACAUGACAAAAAGAAAAACAACACUUGGAUCAGUUAUUGGCAAACAUUCAUAGAUUUAAGCUAGUUUAUCAGAUUUACUAAUAUUACUGAAAUGAAUCAUGAGUUACUUCCCUUCAGUGAAGGGACACCAUACAUGCCAAAAAGUGUUCUUUGACAUAAUAUUUAAUGGUUGUUGGACCAGAUACACACUACAUGUAUCUUUGAAAAGGGUUUUUCUUGAACUUUCAAAGGUUUAUUUUUUGUUAUAUGAAAAAAAACUUUUGUAGAUUCUCUUAGCUUUUUCUGAAUAUGUAGCUACAUUCUGGUAGUACAGCUUGUUACUUCACAUAGCAAGUAGUUUUUACUGGUUUCUAGAUAGCCUCAUUAUUUUUCAUGGGGGAAUAAGGAAUAAUUUUCAUGCACUUCAUAGUUGUGUCAAUCCACAGAAUUAAAUCCCUAUGAAGGAAUAAAAUUUCCAUUGAUUUUAUCUUCAGUGUUAAGUGCAAGAAUUAUUAUCCCAAUUAAUCAGCUGUUUUGGCCAUUGAAAAUGACAUCUCAUGCCAACAAAAUUAAAUCAUUUCACUGUAAAUUGCACAUUGGCACCUUACCAUGUGUUGCAGGUAGAUAUUAUGUUAUUUGUUACUUUAUUGUGAUAAAAUGAGUCUGAAUAGAUAAGUAGGUAGAGCACCCAACUACAAAUGUAGAGGUUAGGGGUUUGAUCCCCAGGGCAAGGCUGUGUUGUCACUGACAGUUUUACAAAAGACACAGUGCUUGAAGACAUUUGUUUUUACCGGUAACUUAUGGCCCAUGUUGUCAGGUCCUUGCAUAAUACUAGUACAGAAUACAAGUAUACUAGUUAGCUAAGUUGUAAAUACUGUUACAAAACUGAAAUAACUCUGAAAAUGGCUGUAAGUACACAUUAAACAUAUAAAUACUUACUGUUAUAUCAAGCUUAUGAUUGUAACACGGGAAGUCUGAGGUUGAUAUUAGAUGGAAUAAGUUUUUGUGAAGCGGUUGUGCAAUUACUAAAAUGAGUUGUGUUAUUAUUCUGUUAUUUAUUUGAAUGAAGUAACUGUAGGUCUUACAAAUGGUUUAUUUAUUUUUUUUAAAAUAUACUGUUCAAACGUUUGAAUUUAGUAGUAAAUGAUAGUGUAUAUUACAAUUUUAUUCCAAUGCUGUUGUUAACUAAACAACUAUGUUUCAACAAAAAAAAAAAGAAAUCUUUUUGCUAAUAUUUCAGUUCCUAAUAGUCUUUAAAAACUUAAUUUUUGUAGCCUUUUGUAUAUUUCUGAUUAACUAUUAAUUAAUUAUGUGUACAGAUAGGCUGAUUGUAGGGUUGGGGUGGUUACAUCUUGGUUACUGUUAACUAAUAACCCAUGUGUGUUUGUUGCUCUAAAAAUGUACAAAUUCGGGGUUAAAAUAGACACAAAGAUUUUAUAUGAUUUAUGUUUACAAAUUUAUCGAGACAUGUAAAAGUAAACUGGUUAUUUCAUUUUGUAGGAGACCAGUUUUUUUUCUGUUACCAGUUCUGUUUUAUUAGGUGAGUUUUUCUGAUCACUCGAUGUCCAGCGUCUGUCAUCUGUCGUCCGUCAACAUUUAGCUUGUGUAUGCGUUAGAGGCUGUAUUUUACAACUGAUCUUAAUGAAAUUUGGUCAGAAUGAUUACCUUAAUGAAAUCUAGGACGAGUUCGAAAAUGGGUCAUCUGGGAUCAAAAACUAGGUCACUAGGUCGAAUCAAAGAAAAACUUUGUGUAUGCAAUAGAGGCUGUAUUUUUCAAUUCAUUUUCAUGAAUUUUGGUCAGAAUGAUAACCUUGAUGAAAUCAAGGCCGAGUUUGAAAAUGGGUCGUCUGGGGUCAAAAACUAGGUCACUAGGUCAGAUCUUCCUGAAAUUAAGUCAGAAUGAUAACCUUAAUAAAAUUUAGGCUGAAUUUGAAAAUGGGUCAUCUGGGGUUCAAAAAGUAGGUCACUAGGUCAAAUCAAUGGAAAAACUUGUGUAUGCGAUAGAGGCUGUAUUUUUAAAUUGAUUUUCAUGAAAUUUGGUCAGAAUGAUUGCAUUGUUGAAAUCUAGGUUAAGUUUGAAUAUGGGUCAUCUUGGGUCAAAAAUUAGGUCACUAGAUCAAAUCAAAGAAAAACUUUGUGUAUGCGAUAGAGGCUAUAUUUUUCAAUUGAUCUUCCUGAAAUUAAGUCAGAAUAAUUGCAUCGAUAAAAUCUAGAUCAAGUUUGAAUAAGGGUCAUCUUGGGUCGAAAAGUACGUCACUAGGUCAAAUCAAAGAAAAACCUUGUGUAUGUGUUAGAGGCUGUGUUUUUCAAUUGAUCUUCAUAAAAUUUGGUCAGAAUGAUUGCCUUGAUAAAAUCUACAUUGAGUUUGAUUAUGGGUCAUCUGGGGUCAAAAAGUAGGUCACUAGGUCAAAUCAAAGAAAACCCUUCUGUAUGCGAUAGUGGCUGUUAUCUUCAAUUGAUCUUCCUGAUAUUUGGUCAGAAUGAUAGCCUUGAUGAAGUCUAGGUCAAGUUCGAAUAUGGGUCAUCUGGGUUUAAAAACUAGGUCACUAGGUCAAAUCAAAGAAAAACCUUGUGUAUGCAAUAGAGGCUGUAUUUUUCAAUUGAUCUUCAUGAAAUUUGGUCAGAAUGAUAGCCUUGAUGAAAUCUUGGUCAAGUUCAAAUAUGGGUCAUCUGGGGUCAAAAACUAGGUCACUAGGUCAAAUCAAAGAAAAUACUUAUUUAUACUCAAGAUUUUUUGCUCCAAUUUUAAUGAUAAUUGGUCAGAAUAUUUUUUCCAUGAAAUCACUAGGUCAAAGAUGUUUACACUGUUAUGAUGUGUUUCUCAGGUGAGUGACCUAGGGCCAUCUUGGCCCUCUUGUUGUUUGAGGGAAUUUAAACUGAAUUAAUCUCGAGGUUGUGCUGAUCCAAGAAACUAGAUAUAAACAAAGGGAUGUAUUUCUUUUAUUUCAUACUUAAAAUGUGAAAUCCAUCCAUUAACAUCACCGCAAAAAAUAUUUGUGCAGAAAACAAUUAUUUUAUGUUGAUAGAAUUAAGGUGUAUCAACUUCUUUUUGUUUUGCAUAAGAUGGCACCUUGUUUUUAUACAAAUCCAUCAGUUUUUAGAAAUCAAAUUCUUCAGAUGACAUUGUUUUGUAAAUUUAUUCAUUCCAAUGGUGUACGAUGCAAUAUCUCUGUAUGUGACAUGUUUCCAGUGUAAGCUUGCCAAAAUGUUUCAUACCGUUAUAAGAUCUUUUUUUAUUUCUUUUCGAUCUUGUUUUGUUAUUUGUUUGACAGCAGUUUACUUGUGCAAUAAAAUUUUCUUGUUGUUUUCAUUAAUUGAGUUAAUGUUAAGAUUUUUUAAACAUUUCUUUUUGUAAUUAGAAAGCUGGUUUUUCACGGUAAAAAUAAAUUUCAAAUGAUUUUUUUUUUUUCAAGAUAACUACUUCUGGACCAAUACGCAUUUAGAUUAAUACAUAAUUCCUUACAAAUUUUGUUAUUUGUUUUAUAAACUUACUAAAAUGUGACCUGAUUGCUCAUCUAUAUUUAUAAAACUUUUGAAGCUUCUGUUCAGAAUUGGGCAUUGCAUUUAAAAUUAAUAAAAUGUUAUAGAUUUUAAUAGAAGGUCAUUUUUUCAUAAUACAUUCCAGUAUAAUAUGAGCCGCACCAUGAGAAAACCAACGUAGUGUGUUUGCGACCAGCAUGGAUCCAGACCAGCCUGCGCAUCCACGCACUCUGGUCAGGAUCUAUGCUGUUCGCUUACAAAGCCUAUUGCAAUUAAAGUAACCAUUAGCAAACAGUAUGGAUCCUGACCAGACUGCAUGGAUGUGCAGGCUGGUCUGGAUCCAUGCUGGUCGCAAACGCACUAUGUUGGUUUUCUCAUGGUGCGGCUCAUUAUGCUUUUUAUUUCGUUCAUCUUUCAUUUUGAGAUAUUUUCUUUAAUAGAAAUCCAUUCCUAUUUAUUGCUUAUAAUACAAAGGGUUGUUAAAGAUCUGUUAAUGUAACUUCAUAUUUGUUACUAUGUUUUAUUUUGUUGUGUAUUCUUGAUAUGUACUUUAUUUAAAUUUUUGAGAUUUUAUAUUUUUCUCUUUCAGAUUUUACUUUGUUCUCCAUCCAAAAUCCUUACAUUAUCUGAAUUCUAUGAUUGUUUCUUACUUUUGUUUAAUACAUAAAGAUGUAUUUGCUUUUAUAUCGGUUAAAGGUUUUUGUUUAUGAAUCACAUGUAUCACAGUUUACAGUCUGUUAAAUUUGAGUUGAUUAUACUGUAAAUGGACUCAGAUGCGAAAUUGCACCUCUCUGCAAAGACAUAUAUUGGUAGCUUCUUAUAUACAUUUGGUUACAUACUGUUUGUCUUUUGACUACAUGUUAUACAUAAUAAUUAAUUAUAUAAUAAUUAAUGACAUAAUGUUGAUAGGACCAGAGUUACUUGGUUGCAUUCAGUGCUUCUGAAGAAUCUUUUCACAGAUUUUAGUUAAUAAAAUUUAUUUCAUUUUUCACAAUUUUCAAAAUAUAUAUUUAUUUGGUUUUUGUACACAUUAACUCUGUCAUGAUCAGUGUAUAUACAGAUAAGACCAUUCUUAGCAAUAUUUAAAAUGUAUUGGAUAGAUAAUACAAUGUAGGUAUCCCUAAAAUGUAGUGAAGCAGUUUUGUUCUUGUUCUAACACAGCAAGUGCCCCUGUAAUAACAGUCAGCAAUUUCUGUUGGAUUAUGUAAUCUCUGUAUUAGAACUUCUCCAGUUAAGAAAGUAGUCCAGUUGUAACAUGGUGUUGCUUCAAAAUGAGGGGUCAUGAAUUCAAGACCUUGUUCCCUCGAUUAAAUUUCUAAGAGUGUUGUAUUGGUUCUUCACAUGUGGCAAGCUAGUGACCGGGGAACCUUCUGAAAGCAGAAUGUCUUCUGUAUCUUGCACUCUCCUCCCACUUAACUAACAGUCUGGCGACUAUUAAGCUUAUAUACACAAUCAAAUUUUUCAGUUACUAUGGAAAGUCGUCCUUGUAUAACCUGACACUUCUAGCUGAAUUACACAGAAAUUGCUUAUUAUGAUUAUGGGUGCACUACCUUAAGCAUUUUCCAGGAGAAUGUAUUUACUAGUCAUUUUUGUUAUGAACCUCUCAUUAUGAGAUUUUAUGUUGUUUUAAGAUUCUCAGAAUUUUGUCUGUUUUGUCUUGUUCUGUGUUUUCUGUUUCUUAUUAGAGGUUUUUUCUGUAGUCUAGUUUAUAGGAAGUCUUAUUGUUUAGAAUAUGAAAAAGGUAAAAAAAAAAGCUUUGGAGAUUUCCUGCUAGUAAAUUAAUACCAAGUACAUGUAUUAGAAGGGAUUAUAUUUAAAAUUUUCUUUUUGGGGAAAUAGCCUAGUGGUAGCUAGUAAAUGCUUGUGGUUGCGUUAUGGUGUUUUAUGGUAAAAUACACUGAAUUACAUAAGACUUACUUUCAAAGAGACAUCGGCAUAAUGAUUUAAAUAACAGGCUUGUUCCUUUCACCUUUCUUAACAUUCUUGGGAAUUUCGAUUACUGUUCUGUUGGUCUAGUAUUGUUUCUGUGUGGUUAUCAGCCCCGUUACUGACUACCAUCAUGAAUGGGAACAAUGAAUAAAUAGGAAAUCAGCUUUGCAACUGCUGGGGUAUAUUUGGACCAUUUUCACUUCUGAAGUUCCUUUUGGGUAGUAAUUGAUAAAAUUCAAUGAAAGCUUCAUACCUAUAUCACCAUUUGCACUAUAGCUGUGAUCUUUUUCUUGCUAUUGUAUCCUAUAUUUUUGGAUCUAUCCUUUCUCUAAUGUAUAAGAAGUGAUUGUCAUGUCUUUACAAUCUGCAAAACUUUAAUGCCUGAUAUCUGCUAUUUUGUUACAAGGAGAAAAAAUGUAAACAAAAAUUUGUAAUUUGUUUAUCCUGAAUAACUUAAGCAGUUAGUUUUUUGUCGAGCCUGCUGGCGAUGAGCUGGACAUAGUUGUCACAAUGGUGGUUCAGUGCAUGCGUCCGAGUUUGUCCAGGCUGUAACUUAUCAAUGGAUCAAGGUAUUCUUAAAUAACUUGGCAUAUAUGUUUGCCUUAAUGACAUGGUAUGUCGUACGCAAGAACCAGAUUGGUAGCUUAAAGGUCAAGGUCAUACUUUAAAGUCAAGGGUCAAAACUCAGUGCUGUUGCAUUGAGAGAUCUUAAAUAUUUUGGCACAAAUGUUUGCCUCAAUAAUAUGAUGUGUCAUUUGCGACAACCAGAUUGGUAGCUUAAAGGUCAAGGUCAUACUUAGAGGUCAAAAGUCAAAACUUUGUGCAGUUAAUGUUAAUCCUUUUCACAGCUGGCAGGCUCGACCUGUUGCCUGUGGGCAUCUAGUUUUCACCUUCAAAAUGAAAUGCAGGUUUAUAGUACUGCUCUUACUGAGAACCAUAUAAAUUUUCUGUUCCACCGUAGACUUUAGGUCAAUAUAGAGAUACUAACUUUUAGUGUUUUUUCAGUUUUAAUGUUUUCGCUCUAUGAUGGUUUUGAUUUGUUAAAGUUUUAGGUAACUCUUUUUUUGUUUCAUCCUAAACUAAUCUUUCUUUACUCAUUGCCAAAGAGCCAUUUGAAAUCCAACUUACUUUUUACAAGCAAGAUUUUAUGUUCAUUCUUUACAAUGGAAUAUUGAUAAAUGAAAUAAAAAUGCAAUUAUUUGUUUAAAGAAAUGCCGAAAUAAAUAAAAGCAUAUAUUGAUAAGAAAAAAAUA
Mercenaria mercenaria is the source of this 8548-nucleotide messenger RNA. Its product is annotated as RUN domain-containing protein 1-like. The transcript is spliced from 17 exons. Bases 166 to 1887 code for a protein of 573 amino acids. NCBI's taxonomy places the organism in Eukaryota, Metazoa, Mollusca, Bivalvia, Venerida, Veneridae. The record is from RefSeq and is a predicted model, not a curated record.